Molecule: messenger RNA, 2100 nt
Organism: Brenthis ino (lesser marbled fritillary)
Lineage: Eukaryota; Metazoa; Arthropoda; Insecta; Lepidoptera; Nymphalidae
Source: the annotation of a GenBank genome assembly
AUGGCUGAAUCUUCAAAAGACAACGAAAACCCUCUAGAUAUUGAUGGCAGCAAUUUUAACUCUGAAAUGUAUUUAGAUUGCCUUCUAAAGUGUGCUACACUUAGGCAGGUAAUGGAUAAAGAAGCCGAAGUUGUUACACAAAGUCAGUUUUUACAAUCUGAAAUGCAAACGUUAGUAUACGAAAACUAUAAUAAGUUUAUAUCAGCGACAGAGACAGUACGAAAAAUGCGCUCUGACUUUCAAAUAAUGCAAGAGGAAAUGAAUAAACUAAGUGAAAAUAUUAAUAAUAUUACUACUUUCAGUUCUAAAAUUUCUGAUAAUUUGAAAGAAAGUGGUAAUACUGUAAACAGACUAUGCAGUACUCGACAACUACUAGAUAAAUUACAAUUCGUUUUCUUAUUACCCUCUCAAUUAAAUAAAGCAGUUCAAGAAAACAGAUAUGUUGAUGCAGUAAAUGACUAUACGCAUGCCCAAAGAGUAUUACAAAAAUAUGGUAAUCAGCCCUCUUUUCAAAGUAUUCAAUCUGAAUGUUCUGAAAUAAUAUGUGAUUUAAAAAAGACUUUACAUGAAAGACUUCUAUCGCCUGAUACUUCAGCAUCAGAGUUAGCUGAAAGUGUAGGCUUAUUGAGACAGUUACAAGAAACUGAUUCAUCUUUGCAAGAGAUUUUCUUGAGUUGUGCUGAAGGUCGCUUAGAUCAACAUUUGAGAAGCCUGAGCUCGAUUGUGGAUAGUUCAGAUAUAUUAGAAUGGGUAGAAAAAUGUAACAACACAUUAUUAGCAGACUUAGGUAUUGUAAUCUCAUGUUACCAUGAUAUAUUUCAAGAUAAGGAGAAUGUAAAUCUCCCAGAGUUUGCUGAUAAAGUUAUGACUCAAGUAUUUCAGCUCUUUGAAGAAGUUAUCAAAAGACCUGAAAAUGUAGGGACAGAGAUUUUAAUAAGAGGCCUAGAUAAAUUCUUUAGAAAAUUGCAGGCUAUGUCUGAAAUUAUCUCUAGUGAUUCAGUUUCUAAUAAAGCUUUGGAUGUUGUUAUACAAUGUAUAAAUCAUAAAGCAACUGUGCAAUAUGAAACUAUACAAACACAAUUUAAGGAAAAUCUCAUGAGGGUGAGACAAAGUCUUGCCAGUAAAGGUACAGAAAGUGCUGAUCUGAAAGACAUUUUGAACUCUUUACAAGUUCACUUAUUGCAGAAAGUUCAAGCAUCAUUACUAGAUUUAAUGGCAUUCCUACAAAAUAAACUUUCCUUUGGACUUAAACCAUGGUGUGGAAGGGCAGUUGCUGAUGCAUGUUGGACAGUUAUUUCGGAAACCCUUAUUAAUCUCUCUGGUUUGGUUAAAAACUUGGCUUCUCUCCAAACUUCUAAUAACAUUUCAUUUGAACUUCUACUUAUAUUAGCAAAGCUCUGCCUUGAAAUGCAGGAAAGUGGAGUAAAUACCUUACACAACCACCUUUUAAAACUACUGGAAGAAUCAGCUCCAGGUCUAACGAUGGAUAAAAAGGAUACUAACAGUGUAAUGGUUCAUUUGUCUACUGCAGCCCAAACUGCUUUAGAUUCGGAAGUUGUCUUUAUUGGGCAAACUGCGGCUCAAAUGCUACGCGUUUCAGUACUAGCGAGAGAUUGGUUGAGAGCACCGGAGCCUAGAGGUCCGAGAGCGGUGUGUAGAAGAGUCGUUGAGACUCUUGCAAGUGCAGACAGUGCUGCAUCACAACUAUUCCCUACAAGUAUUAAACCAUCAAGCGACUCCAGUCGUCGAACUAUUUGGUCUCGAGCCCCAUCGUCUUUCUCACCUAUAAAUAGAAUAUUCUCCGAACGAAUUGAAGUUUUCAGUCCAGCCGGUGCGGAUCGGGCUGCGCUAUCCAAUGGCGCAUUGAAAGUAGCUUUAAAAGCAUUAGUGGAAUGCGUUAGAUUACGAACUUUCAGUCGUCAUGGUUUGCAACAACUACAGGUCGAUGUGCAUUUCCUUCAACAAAGAUUGUCUUGUAUGGGAAAUGACGAAAGAUUACUGAAUGCACUAUUGGAAGACGCGCUUGCAUCUGCUCAGAUACGAUGCGUUGAUCCUCAGCUUAUGGAACCCAGUAUCGUAGAUAUUAUUUGUGAAAGAGGU